ACUCUCUGUCUCACUCAGCUCGGUGCAGCAUGUAUGUUAGAGUGUCUGAGACACCGGAGCCUGUGUUUACAUGCAAGCCUAUCAGUGGAGGUGGAUUUAGAGCAUCUGGAGGACCCAGGCAUCUCCCAUGCUCCUCACCGGGGACUCACCUCCUUUUAUCUCGCCUCGGGUAUCCCAUUUCUCCCUUUGAAUCCUCAUUUCAAUGGCCUCUUCAAUCUCUGCCCUGCUCUCUGAGGCAUUUUGGAUUUCCUUGGCAACGUGGAGCAGCUUAAAUUAGAAUUCUGUGCAUGACGGUCCUGGUAAGCAGUAGAAUGGUGUCCGGGGAGGCAGGUGGGCACAGCUACCUGGUGGCGUGCUGGCAGCCCAUCCUGGUCCUAAUGCUGGGCACUGUCCUCUCCGGCUCCACCACCGGCUGCCCGUCCCGCUGUGAGUGUAAUGCUCAGGAACGUUCCGUGGUGUGCCAUCGACGGAGGCUGGCCUCGUUUCCCGAGGGCAUCCCCAUCGAGACAAAACUACUGGACCUCAGCAAGAACCGUCUGAAAAGCCUGGGGCCUGAGGAGUUCAUCAACUACCCACAGCUGGAGGAGCUGCAGCUCAAUGAGAACAAUAUCUCUUCCAUGGAGCCCGGGGCUUUUAGCAACCUUGUCGGCUUGCGGACUCUGGGGCUGCGCAACAACCAGCUUAAGCUAAUCCAGUUGGGAGUGUUCACAGGCCUCAGCAACCUCACCCAGCUGGACAUUAGCGAGAACAGAAUUGUCAUCCUGCUGGACUACAUGUUCCAGGAGCUGUACAACCUGAAGGCUCUGGAAGUCGGCGAUAACGACCUGGUGUUCAUCUCUCACCGAGCGUUCCAUGGCCUCAGCAGCCUGGAACAGCUGACCAUGGAGCGCUGCAACCUGACGUCGGUGCCCACUGAGGCCCUGAGCCAUCUGCACAACCUGCUGUCGCUGCGACUACGCCACCUCACCGCCAAUGCCGUCAGGGAUUACUCCUUCAAGAGGCUGGAACGCCUGAGGGUGUUAGAGAUCUCCUACUGGCCCUACCUGGACACCAUGACUUCCAAAUGCCUGUACGGCCUCAACAUCACCUCCCUGACCAUCACAAACUGUAACCUCACCGCCAUCCCUUACCAGGCCAUCCGACACCUUGGGCACCUUCUCUUUCUCAACUUGUCUUUUAAUCCCAUUCACACGGUGGAGGGGAACAAGCUGCACAAUCUAAUGAGGCUCCAGGCCUUCCACUUGGUAGGAGGGAGAUUAGCCACAAUCGAGCCCUACUCCUUCCGGGGCUUGAACCAUCUCCGAGUCCUCAACGUAUCCAGCAAUAGCCUGAGCACCCUGGAGGAAUCCGCCUUUCACUCCGUGGGGAACCUGGAGACCCUGGCACUGUACGGGAACCCACUGGCCUGCGACUGCCGACUGCUCUGGGUCUUCCGUCGCCGCUGGAGGCUCAACUUCAACCGGCAGCAGCCCUCCUGCUCUUUGCCCGAGGCCGUGCAGGGCAAGGAGUUCAAAGACUUCCCCGACAUCCUCCCCUCCGAUUCCUUCACCUGCCAGAAGUCCAGGAUACAAGACCACAAGGCACUGCAGAGGCACGUAGACGAGGGCACAACGGUCCAUUACACAUGCCAGGCCGACGGCGACCCAGCCCCCGUGAUCAUGUGGCUGUCCCCCAAGAAGCAGUUCAUCACCACCAAGUCCGUGGGGCGUCUCAGUGUGUCCCCCGAGGGCACGCUAGAGGUGCGCUACGCCCAGAUCCAGGACAACGGUACCUACCUGUGCAUCGCCAGCAAUGCCGCAGGGAAUGACACCAAGCCUGCCCACCUGCAUGUGCACAGCUACUCGCCCAACUGGCCGCACCAGCCCAACAAGACGUUUGCUUUCAUCUCCAACCAGCCCAGCGAGGACGGGGCCAACGGGACCCUGGCCCAGGUUCCCUUCCCAUUCGACGUGAAGACUCUGAUCAUCGCCACCACCAUGGGAUUUAUCUCGUUCCUCGGCGUCGUCCUCUUCUGUCUCGUCAUCCUCUUCCUCUGGAGCAGAGGAAAAGGCAACGUCAAGCCAAACAUAGAGAUUGAGUAUGUACCGCGUAAGGCGGAGGCAGGUGAGAGUAGUCCAACCGGCGAUGCGCCACGUAAAUUCAACAUGAAAAUGAUGUGAGACUCAAGCUUACUGACACACUAUAUUCUCUUUAAAUAUAUGUGGAAUUUAUGAGAGAUAGACAUCUUGAUACUAUACCCCAAGACUGUUUUACCUUCAGGGACUGAGUCUUAAACAGCGAGUGUUGGAUUUAAAAAGUAUUCAAAUCUCUGUGCGUUUUUAUGGGCAAUAGUCAUAAAGAAAAUAAGCCAGUCAUGUUUUAUGCUCCUUUCAACCUGAAAAGGGAGAUUGUCUUUAUCUAGUCCUUUGAUUGUUUUAUUUUCUCUGUGUCUUGUUCUUCUUACCAAUGUACAAUGAGCAAAGGAAUGGUCGCAAUACCACUUAAAGGGGUAGUUCACAAAAAUACUGAAAUUGACAGCAGCAACGGUAAGAGGAAUAUCAUGUCAAUUUGUUUGAACUAUACCUUUAAUGGUUAUGGGUUUUGAGCAUAUUACUGUAUUAUGAGCAGGCGCAAUUCAAGCAAUGUACGUACAGAGCAUUCGGAAAGUAUUCAGAUCCCCCUUGACUUUUUCCAAAUGUUGUUACGUUACAGCCUUAUUCUAAAAUUUAUUAAAUCAUUUUUUAACUCAUCAAUGUACACACAACACCCGAUAAUAACAAAGCAAAAACUGGUUUUCAGACCCUUUACUCAGUAAACACCGGUAUUUGGGGAGUUUUUCCCAUUCUUCUCUGCAGAUCCUCUCAAGCUCUGUCAGGUUGGAUGGUGAGCGUCGCUGCACAGCUAUUUUCAGGUCUCUCCAGAGAUGUUCGAUGGGGUUCAAGUCCGGGCUCUGGCUUUUCAUCAAGGAUCUCUUUGUACUUUGCUCCGUUCAUCUUUGCCUCGAUCCUGAUUAAUCUCCCAGUUUCUGCUGCUGAAAAAAAUCACCACAGCAUGAUGCUGCCACCACCAUGCUUCACCGUCGGGAUGGUGCCAUGUUUCCUCCACACGUGACGCUUGCCAUUCAGGCCAAAGAGAGUGUUUAGGUGCCUUUGGCAAACUACAAGCCGGCUGUCAUGUGCCUUUUACUGAGGAGUGACUUCCGUCUGGCCCCUGUACCAUAAAGGCCUGAUUGGUGGAGUGCUGCACAGAUGGUUGUCCUUCUGGAAGGUUCUCCCAUCACCACAGAGGAACUCUGUCAGAGUGACCAUCGGGUUCUUGGUCACUUCCCUGACCAAGGCACUUCUCCCCCCAUUGCUCAGUUUGGCAGUGAGGCCAGCUCUAGGAAGAGUCUUGGUGGUGCCAACGAAAGAUGGAGGCCACUGUGUUCUUGCAAUGCUGCAGAAAUGUUUGGUAUCCUUCCCAGAUCUGUGCCUUGACACAAUCCUGUCUCUGAGCUCUACGGACAAUUCCUUCGACCUCAUGGCUCGGUUUUUGCUCUGACAUACACUGUCAACUGUGCGACCUUAUAUAGACAGGUGUGUGCCUUUCCAAAUCAUGUCCAAUCAAUUGAAUUUACCACACGUUGACGACAAUCAAGUUGGAGAAACAUCUCAAGGAUGAUAAAUAGAAACAGGAUGCAAAUAAUUUUUUGAAUUUGAAUACAUUUUCAAAAAAUAAAAAAAACCUGUUUUUGCUUUGUCAUUAUGGGGUAUUGUGUGUAGAUUGAUGAAGAUUUCUAUUUAUUUAAUCCAUUUUAGAAUAAGGCUGUAACGUAACAAAAUGUGGAAAAAGUCAAGUGGUCUGAAUACUUUUCGAAUGCACUUAAGAGAUAAAAGUAAGCUAGAAAGGCAUAGAAUGGCAUAUUCUAAGUUGUAAAUCAAUAUAUGUAUUAUGCUUGACAAUCAUCAAAAUCACAAAGGUCAUCGGUAUAAAUCACGGAAUAAGUACAAUGUAAAAUAUCAGCAAUGAAGUUAGGGUCCUCUGAUGCCAUUUUGUCUACUGAAUGUGCAGUGGCUCAAAUCCUUUCCUAGCAAACUAGGAACAUUCCCUGAACAUUAGCUAAGAUUCCCCUUAAGUUCUAGUUCGGGUCUUAGGAUGAUUAACAUCCCAAAAACAUUAAAAUAAUGUUUUUGUUAACAAAAUCAUUUUGUACAAUAUUCUUUUUUUAAUGAAAUAUCCUUGGAAUGUUCUCCUAACAUUCCCUAAAAUGUUGUGCACAACAUCUGUAAGAAACACCACAGAACAUCCCCCAAACGUUCUCAUUAGGUUACCAGGUAAUGUAAUAACACAAUGUAGCAGUAAUGUUUUUUACAACAUACGGCCGCAACAAAAUAAGAGAGCAUCGUUCUGGGAACAUUCUUGCAAAAUGCAAAUGUUUUAUACAAACAUUGUAUAACCAUCAGCACAAGUGGACAGUUUUUUUUGUGUUAUGUGAACAUUUGCCGCAACCUAACAAAUGUUCUGGGAACUUUCACAAAAUUAAUUUAGGUUUUUCUGGGUUGUUUGUAUAAUCACAAACAUGCUUCAAAUGAUAAGUGUGAUAUUCAAUUUGAAGCCCUAUGUUUUCUUUGUCAGUGUGUUUUCUCCUGUUUACAGUGAUCAGGAACCAGUUGUUGUAAUACAGUUGAUGUGUUAACAGGGUUUUAUGUGGUGAAAUACAUUUUACAGCCAUAGUCUGCUCUGAAAGUAGUAUGUUCAUACACCCUUAAACCCACUGGUUAUGAAAUAAUGGACGGAAUGGGAGCAUAUUAAAACAAUGAAGUUUUAUACA
Messenger RNA from Oncorhynchus kisutch (coho salmon), 4789 nucleotides. Its product is annotated as leucine-rich repeat and immunoglobulin-like domain-containing nogo receptor-interacting protein 1-B. The record is from RefSeq and is a predicted model, not a curated record. The transcript has 2 exons. Gene Ontology annotation, cellular component: plasma membrane. Bases 288 to 2159 code for a protein of 623 amino acids. NCBI's taxonomy places the organism in Eukaryota, Metazoa, Chordata, Actinopteri, Salmoniformes, Salmonidae. Gene Ontology annotation, molecular function: protein binding.